This is a messenger RNA of Tetrahymena thermophila SB210, 918 nucleotides long. Its product is annotated as zinc finger, C2H2 type family protein. The transcript is spliced from 2 exons. Lineage: Eukaryota; Ciliophora; Oligohymenophorea; Hymenostomatida; Tetrahymenidae. The record is from RefSeq and is a predicted model, not a curated record.
AUGAAAAAAGAUAAUUAAUAAAAAUAAAGAGCAGAUAAGAACUAAAAAGUAGAAAAGCAACUUAACUGGUGGUGUAAAUACUCUAACUGUGGUAAAAAGUACUCAUUAGAGAGUUCUUUAUUCAACCAUAUACGUAUAAAGCAUCCUGAGUGUUAAAGAAAGAGUUUGGUUUUCAACAAACUCGAGAGAGAACCUGGAAGACCAAUGACAAAAAAACAAAACUCAAAAACAGACAAUAAUGAAGAGCUUAUUAUUGAAAAUAGCUCUAAAGCUGAGAUUAUUCUUGGGUUUUAUAAAAGCAAAUUGUGGUAACUAUUUUGCUUGGAGUUUAAAAACGAGUUUGGAGAAGCUAUAUCUAAUAUUGAAUCUGGAAUAUAUGAGCAGAUUAAAAGCUUUGUAAAUGAUUUAGAAGCUUAUUAUUUUGAUAUUUCAUAUCCUUAAACCUAAAAAGAAAAGGAUGAUUUUUUUUAGCAACUUAAUAUGUUUAGCUACAACUUAAAGGAGGAUGUAAAAUUUAAUAUUUGUAAGGCUAUUGUAUUAUUUUAUCUAAUGAAUACGUCUCAGGAAUUCUAAUAUUAAAUAGGAUUUAUUGAUCAUCUAAUCACUAAGUAAAGCAAAAUUUGGUAAUUGCAAAUUAUAAUUAAACGGAUAUAUAGGAAUUUAUAGAAUCCUUUUUAUAAUUAAAAAUUUUUCCUUAAUUAAUUAAUCAAUAUUAUAUAAAAUUCAAAUAUACAAAAUUCUAUUCAAAAAAUGAAAUACCCAAUCGAUACUCGGAUUUAUAAUGCAAACUCCUACAUGUCUCAAAACUAAUGGCGAACAAGACAUAUCAACUCUAAUGAAACAAACUAAUAAUAACUAAAAAAUAUCAAUGUGUUUUCUUUAUUUCUGAUCUGUUAAAAUUAAAUAAAUAUAGAGUGA